Messenger RNA from Camelina sativa (false flax), 1053 nucleotides. Lineage: Eukaryota; Viridiplantae; Streptophyta; Magnoliopsida; Brassicales; Brassicaceae. The record is from RefSeq and is a predicted model, not a curated record.
UUACUCUUUUUUUCUUUCAGUAGAGAGACACUAGAGAGAGAGAGAGAGAGCUUGAACACACGAAGAAACAACCAUGGCGGGAAUCGAUACGCAGAAGCAGUUUCUCUCUCUGAUCCGCGAUUUCACCUCUGAACGAUCUCGUGGAGAGCAAAGAGUUGUUGGAUUGAAGAAACGGAUCGAGGUUUUACAAUCGGAAGUUGAAGCAGCGAAUUCAGAAGUUGAGCAUGCGAAGCGUAUCAAAGAAGUCUCGGAAGAGGAGCUUAACGGAUACGAAGUUGAAUUGUCUUUGAACGAUGCUACGAUUCAAUCUCUGGAGGCAAGGAUUGGUCUUCUUCAGGAUGAAGUUUCUACUAUUGGGAGUGAGAUUGAUGCUCUUAAGAACAAGGAAGGAUUACUCAGAGAUCAGUUUAUAAGCCAAAUGGAAGAGCUGAACAAGGAAAUAAGGUUAAUUUUGAUUGUCUGUGUUUUUAAUGUUUCUGCUGAUGAAUACAUCGAACUUGCUUGGUUGGGUAAUAGGGAGUUCCAGAGAACAGUAGAAUCAAGUUUGAGCAAUGAUGAUAGUACUGGCGUAACAGCAACUUUUGAGGAUGGUCACGGAGCUGAUUCAGAAGCUAUAAAGAAGAUGCUAUCUGAUGUAAAUUCUCAAUUAGCAAAAGAGGAAGACGGAUACCUGGCUGAGCAGAAGAUACAACAACAGCUGCAGAAGGAGCUUGAUGAGUAUGAGAAGAAAAUGUCACUCAUGGAGUCCAUAACAGAGAAAACAAAUUCAGUUCAAGUUCUUGCUGAGCAGACAUCUGAUAACUCGAUUGUCUCAUAACUUGAGAUUCAUCCACUCAUCAUAUAAAUUCAAGACUAUCAAAGUUAGAACUUCCUCCCUACAUUCCAAGUCCUUGAUGAGUUACGAUUUUUCGAUUAGGAUGGAACGAACAACAGUUCAACUGCCAAAUGUGUUAACUUAUAACCACUUUUUUUUUUUUGUUUGGUGCAAAACUUAUAACCACUUAAACAGUCAAUUAAAUCACUUUUUCACUCAAGUAUUACAUACUACAGUAA